GGGGUGUUGAGGUCGGUCGGUGGAGUCGGAGGCAUGACAAAGGCGAACAGUAAAAGGCGGUUUGUCAUUUAUGCUGAGGGGAGAAAGCGAGGCUGCUCUCUAGCCUGAACAGUUCCCUGUGUUUCCUCUGCCAUCCAUCUCUAUUUCCUUGAAUCGGUGCUUAUUCCUCACCCUCGCCAUAAUGCUGUGUUGGGGAAAUGCAGUGGACGGACAGCUGGGAAUCGGUGAGGAGAGAAACCCUGUAUUUGAGCCAAGGAACAGCCAAGGGUUCAGAGGCAGGGGACUAAAGGAAAUAGCAUGUGGAGGGCAACACUCUGUGUUCUUACUGCAAGAUGGCAGUGUUUAUACAUGCGGUUCCAACAGCUGUGGACAGCUGGGCCAUGAAAAAACAGGGGAUUCACCAGAGCUAGUAGGAGCUCUGGAUACUCAGAAGAUAGCCGUGGUGGCGUGCGGCUGGUCCCACUCUGUGGCAGUGAAUGAGCAGGGCCAGGUGUUUGCCUGGGGGGCUGGUGAAUUGGGUCAGCUGGGCCUGGGGACUGCAGAGGAGGCUGUUCGAAUCCCCAGGUUGAUCAAAAAGCUGUCUGACCACCGUAUCUCCCAAGUUGUAUGUGGCAACCAGCACUGCAUGGCACUCUCUAGAGAUGGCCAGCUGUUCACAUGGGGUCAGAACUCCAGAGGUCAGCUUGGUCUGGGGAAGGGAGAACCAAGCACGCUGUCCCCUCAGCUUCUCAAGUCCCUGUCAGGAAUCCCAUUGGCGCAGAUCACUGCAGGGGGAGACCACAGCUUUGCACUCUCCUUGUCGGGAGCUGUAUUUGGUUGGGGCAAGAACAGUGCCGGACAGCUGGGUCUCAACGAUGAGCAAGAUCGGGCUGUCCCAUGCCACAUUAAGUUUCUGAGAUCCCAAAAAGUUGUUUACAUCAGCUGUGGAGAAGAACAUACUGCUGCCCUGACAAAGGAUGGGGGCUUGUUUACAUUUGGAAAUGGCUUGCGCGGUCAGCUGGGCCAUGACUCCACCAACAAUGAGCCUUUACCCAGACGAGUGCUGGAGCUAAUGGGGAGUGAGGUGUCCCAAAUUGCCUGUGGAAGGCACCACACCUUGGCAUUUGUUCCUUCCUCUGGUAUGGUCUAUGCUUUCGGCAGUAACAGCCAUGGUCAGCUGGGCACAGGAAUGCAGGGAAUUACCAAAAGCCCAUUCCCUGUUAAGAGCAGCCUUCUAACAGGAACCUCUGAUAGUUCAGAAUCGGAGUAUUGUACAGUAACCAAAAUCAGCUGUGGAGGAGAUCAUAACUUCCUGUUGUAUUCUAAUCAGAGUUCUGUCCACCCAGAAGACUUCAGAGUGACUAACAUCAGAAAAGGCAUCUCGCAGAUCAAUUUUGAAAGUUUAAAUUUGUGGAGGAUGAAGCUGAUAGACAAUACAGACUCUAGUGUCACAAAUGACAUCAUACUUCUACUCUCCUCUACAGCCUGUUGGAAUGCCAGCUUCUUGGACCAAAGUGAUGACGGCCACUUCAAAACCAAUCCAAAAAUCCCAGGCAUCGAUCUCAACUCUGUCAAAACGCUAUUCGAGACACUGAGCAAACCAGCCUUCUCUAAAGUUCUUGAGCAGGCCACCAAAAGCUUUGAGAGCCUGCUUAUCCCCAAACUGCCAUGUUCCCCUCCUGAUGUUGAAGCCAUGAGGAUCUAUCUGAUCUUGUCUGAGUGCCCCGCCCUGCAGGACUCCAAGAACUACAUCAGCCUCACCAUCCCUCUGGCCAUGGCUAUCCUCCGACUUGACACCAACCCCAGCAAAGUACUGGAUAAUUGGUGGUGUUUGGUGGAUUGCAAUGUGUUCUCCAGACUGGUAGACAUGUACAAGAGCAUUGUGGUGUUUUUACUGACGGGAGGCAAGAAUCUGCUCAUACCAGUUUUCCAUGAGAGCUACAUUAGUGCCACACUAAAACUACUAGAAAAACUCCACAAGGUUAAUCUUAAGGCCCACCGUGUGGAGUAUAAUUGUUUCUACAUCUCUGACAUCACCACCCUGGUGGACAUCCAGGAAGACUACCUCACGUGGUUUUUGAGUAAAACUGAGAUUAAAACGAGAGUACCACCAGCUCAGAGCUCAGUGACCCUAUGUGCCUACCCAUUUAUACUAAAUGCUCAAGCCAAGACAACCAUGCUGCAAACAGAUGCAGAACUGCAAAUGCAGAUGGCAGUGAGUGGGGCAAACCUGCACAAUGUCUUUAUGCUGCUCACACUGGAGCCCCUCCUGGCAAGGAACCCUUUCUUGGUGCUCCAUGUGCGUAGGGACCACUUAGUGAGUGACGCACUACGUGAACUCAACAUCUACUCUGACGUGGACCUCAAGAAACCACUCAAGGUGAUUUUUGAUGGGGAAGAGGCAGUAGAUGCUGGUGGAGUCACUAAAGAGUUCUUCCUGUUGCUGUUGAAGGAGCUUAUGGAUCCUAUAUAUGGAAUGUUCACCCAUUACACUGAAUCCAACCUGCUUUGGUUCUCAGAUAAAUGUUUUGUAGAGCACAACUGGUUCCAUCUGAUCGGGAUCGUCUGUGGGCUUGCCAUCUAUAACUCCACGGUGGUAGACCUCCAUUUCCCAUUGGCUCUUUAUAAGAAGCUGCUGGAUAUGAUGCCCACCUUGGAGGACCUGAAGGAGCUCUCGCCCACGGAGGGCAGGAGUCUACAACAACUUCUAGAUUAUGACGGUGAGGACAUAGAGGGGAUGUUUUGUCUCAACUUUGCUAUCACCAGGGAGAACUAUGGCGUGACAGAAGUCAAAGAGCUCAUCUCUGGAGGAGAGAACAUCACUGUGGACCACAACAACAGGAAGGAGUUUGUGGAGGCCUACCUGCUCUAUGUGUUCACCGAUUCGGUGAAGGAGCUGUUCUCGGCCUUCUCCUCUGGUUUCCUGAAGGUCUGUGGAGGGAGAAUCCUGUCUCUGUUCCAGCCCUCUGAGCUCAUGGCCAUGGUGGUGGGCAACAACAACUACAACUGGGAGGAGAUGGAGAAGAACACCAGUUACAAAGGGGAGUAUUCAGCCACUCACCCAACAGUGAGAAUGUUUUGGGAAGUCUUCCAUGAGUUCUCUCUGGAGAAGAAGAAGCAGUUUUUGUUAUUCCUAACGGGCAGUGACCGCAUCCCUAUCCAUGGAAUGGAGAGCCUGCGCAUUGUCAUCCAGUCCACCAUGGCAGAGGAACAUUACCUGCCGGUGGCACACACCUGCUACAAUAUGCUGGAUAUGCCCCGCUACCAGACCAAAGACACCCUGCGCAGGCGUCUCACCCAGGCCGUGGAGCAGUAUGAGGGCUUCAGCCUAGUCUGAGAGUCAGCUGGCCCAACAGUUCUGGAGAGUUAUUUCUGUCAAAAAUUGAAGCACUUUAUUCGUUCUACCCCUGUGGGUGCCAGAGAAGUGUUUGGGUGUGACGGGUUUCGUCAGGGACAUGGGUGUCACUUUGCUUGCACACAGUUUCCCCAGGGAAGAACUGUUAUUUGUUUGCAGUCAGAAUGGGAGUAGGGUGGGACAGCGAGUUCGCACAUGUGAGUCUGUGUUGAUCCAGAUUGUUAUUAUUGCUUUUGGCUGUAUAGUUGAGAAGUUUUUGUUUUUAUUUUUUUUAAAUGGCAGUGAUGUGAAUUUUGUAUCUAAUUGCUAAACUUAUCAUCUCAACUUUGCAGAAUUGUUAUUAACCCAAGAAGCUUUGAACACUACACCUUCUAUUUGUUGUGUUAAUUUAUUCAAUAUAUUUUUUCGAGAAAUAAAGAUGCAUUUAUCUAUGUAAAUGGAACUUGUGGUAUAAUCUCUACCCUCUACAUUGGGAGUUGUGUUUAUGAACGUGAUUUUUUUUCUUUUUUUUAAAAAAAAUCUAGUUUCUAACAUGUCCUUUGUACCUGGUGCUGGAUUAAUUUAAAGGACUAAUGACAAAACAGAGACUGAAGAGCUGGUUCUGGGUCAGUCUACAGGUAAAAGUAAGCUGCAGACAGACUGAUUCCAUAUAAGACCCAGCGAAUGCUUUUGUGCCCUAGAUAGAAGCAGUCCUUUGUUUAUUUUUGCAGUGGACUGACGGAGCGUCUGGUUUCAUGUCCUGAAUCCACAAUUGACAGGAUUUUUUUUUUCCUCCCACAGUAAAUCAGUAUAGACAUGACAAACAUUUUUAAUCAUUUAUACUGGCUGUUGUCUGUGUGCAUGAUGUUGAGUGACUGCCAAUGCGUGAUCAUGUUAAACUGAAUACACAAACAUAAUACAGAAAUGCUUAAUCAUAAUUAUUGUAAUUAAUAUGUAAUUAUUUUGAUUACUUAAUUGCAGAUUAAUUAAAAUGUAAUCUUAAUGUCGCAGGAACAUAGGAUGAGGAUUACAUAUUUAACAGGAUAUGACCUUCCAAGUAUGCUAAUCAUUCUUCUGUCAAGUCUAUGGUUUCCCCUUUUCUGCCCUGAAAUUAAGUCUUCAAUCAUAUACACUUCCUCAUGAUGCAGAACAGUGAUGGUUCAUUAAGGUAGUGUACUUGGGUGAACUGUAUUAAACAAUCUCAAUUUUUUAAUACUUUAUACAAGUUGUUUGAUUUAUGGGUGACUAAAUCAGUGCAAAAGCUAAAAGAGUAUUGAUGUGUUCAGUGGGGCAGAUUUCAUUUAACUAUUGAUUCAGCAAUAAUGAACUCACUAAACCCUACUAUUUUGUUAAAAAGCUUAGGUCAGCCUUUCAGUAUCAUUACAGCAAUGACCAAACCUUUUACAUUACCAUUACAUUUUACAUUCCAUUCCAUACUUUACAUUACCAUUACAGCGAUGACCAAACGCAAACCCUUCUCCAACAUUUUCUGGCCAUUCCACCAUGUGACUUGUACAUGCAAACUUACAGUUAAAAUAUCCAACCCCGAGUAGUGGAGCCAAUGUAUUGUUUGGUUUCCCUAGCAGCAUACAGUGACAUACAAAGGUUUGCUAACUACUUAACUUUUUGCAUCUUUUAAUGUGAUACAAUAUAAAAUGCAUUUAUUUGGAUUUUUGCCUUUGGGUCUAUUCAUUGUCACAUCAAAUAAAGAGGAAUGUUCCUAAAUGUUUUUCAAAAUGCUGGCCGAACAUGUGAAAAGUCGAUUGGUGUGAAGACUUUUGCAUGACUAUUUGGGCCUUUGUCAUUCGUUUUAAUCUCUGCUAGAGUUACUGUUGCCAUCAGUUUUCCCACAAAAAUACUUUUGUUACAAACGCAGUCAACAAAUGUAUUGUAGCCUGUGCUGGUUGAUGCUCAAAAGGGCUGUGACAUGACAAGUGGCUCUUGAACUUCCUCUGGCAGUAUCAUAUUAUUAUCCCAAGUAAUGAGUGGCAAAUCCAGAUUUGGUGUCCUAUCUUUAUCAGUGUAUGCAAAUAAGGGCUUAGUGGUUGCUUUAAAUAUUUGGCUUUUAGUACAUAAGAUUUACUUUUCUACCGUUUAGAAUGGAUGACAUUAUUUUUGUUUACCUGGUUUUCCCUGAACAAAUAAAACUUUUAUUUCACCGUGGCGUGUUUUUUCUCCUGUUUUUGCUAAUGCUG
Lampris incognitus (smalleye Pacific opah) is the source of this 5508-nucleotide messenger RNA. It is a transcript of the gene herc3, whose product is annotated as HECT and RLD domain containing E3 ubiquitin protein ligase 3. The record is from RefSeq and is a predicted model, not a curated record. Lineage: Eukaryota; Metazoa; Chordata; Actinopteri; Lampriformes; Lampridae. Gene Ontology annotation, molecular function: ubiquitin-protein transferase activity. The transcript has 25 exons. Bases 182 to 3316 code for a protein of 1044 amino acids.